Messenger RNA from Chrysoperla carnea, 1276 nucleotides. RefSeq names its product 5-hydroxytryptamine receptor 2C-like. The transcript has 6 exons. The record is from RefSeq and is a predicted model, not a curated record. Gene Ontology annotation, molecular function: serotonin binding; neurotransmitter receptor activity; G protein-coupled serotonin receptor activity. Gene Ontology annotation, cellular component: dendrite; membrane. Gene Ontology annotation, biological process: G protein-coupled receptor signaling pathway, coupled to cyclic nucleotide second messenger; serotonin receptor signaling pathway; chemical synaptic transmission. Lineage: Eukaryota; Metazoa; Arthropoda; Insecta; Neuroptera; Chrysopidae. Bases 61 to 1275 code for a protein of 404 amino acids.
GUUACCAAUUAUUUUUUAUUAUCAUUGGCUAUUGCGGAUUUAUUGGUCAGUUUGUUUGUAAUGCCAUUAGGAGCCAUACCUGGUUUUUUAGGUUAUUGGCCAUUGGGUGUAUUCUGGUGUAAUGUUUAUGUAACAUGUGAUGUAUUAGCAUGUUCUUCAAGUAUCAUGCACAUGUGUUUUAUCAGUUUGGGACGUUAUUUAGGUAUACGAAAUCCAUUAAAAACACGGCAUACAACAACUAAACGGCUUGUUGGUAUUAAAAUCGCACUGGUAUGGUUAUUAUCAAUGCUUGUAUCAAGUUCAAUAACUGUAUUAGGUAUAAUAAAUCAUAAUAACAUAAUGCCAAAGCCAACAACAUGUGUGAUAAAUAAUCGAGCUUUUUUCGUAUUCGGUUCGUUAGUUGCAUUCUAUAUGCCAAUGGUUAUAAUGGUUGUAACAUAUGCAUUAACUGUACAAUUAUUACGGAAAAAAGCACGUUUUGCUGCACAACAUUUAGAGGGUGAUCAAUUCCGACGGCUGGGCGGACGAUUAGCAUUAAAACCAGAUCGUGGUGGUAACAGUAAUACUACGACAGGUGGACAACAACAACCGCAUCAACAAAUAUCAUCAUCUUCAUCAAAUAAUGGCGGAUGUACAUCUGUAAUGGAUCAAAGUACACAAACACCAGAGAAUAUUGCACGUGAAACACGUAAUUUUAAAUUACGUUCAUUAAAAUUACAAUUAAAUAAUGUUACACCGUCAACGUUAAAUUUAAGAUUUCUUGCUGGACGUAAUAAACGUCGUGAUUUAGCGGCAAAUGCUGUUGCCACCGAACAGAAAGCAUCAAAAGUAUUGGGUUUGGUGUUUUUUACAUUUGUUUUAUGUUGGUCACCAUUUUUCAUAUUAAAUAUAUUAUUUGCUGCAUGUCCAACAUGUCAUGUACCCGAUCAUGUUGUUGACAUAUGUCUAUGGUUAGGUUAUGUAUCAUCAACAAUCAAUCCAAUCAUCUAUACGGUAUUUAAUCGAACAUUUCGUGCUGCAUUUAUACGAUUAUUGUUAUGUCGAUGUCAACGAUUAUCUCGACCGCCUCGAUACCGAUCGGUGAAUGAGAAUCGUGGCGCAGCAUCAUUAUGUACACAAUCAGCAUUGCCGUUAGCAAUAUCAUUACAUGGUAGUACAAGUACACCAUUGUUAACAACACCUUCGACAAGUUCAUAUGUUGUUGUUACACGUACACCAUCGACACAACACUUCCGUGAUGAGCAAACGUUAACGUUUGAUGAUCACAAUUGUUAGU